Linum tenue is the source of this 4596-nucleotide messenger RNA. Lineage: Eukaryota; Viridiplantae; Streptophyta; Magnoliopsida; Malpighiales; Linaceae. The record is from the annotation of a GenBank genome assembly.
GCAACCUUCGCCGGUAAGUUUCACCACGAAACUCUUGCUUACAAUUUACCAUGCCUUUGUUGUCCCUGUGCUGGAUUCGGUGAGCUGUUGGUAGGAGCUCCCUGGUUUAUAAUGAUGGUGAUUUAGCCUUUCCUUCCCACUUGUUCUCGUUUCUUCUUGUUUGGUUCCUGCGAGAUGGGGAAUCGGAGCGGUGGUAUGAAUCUCUUGUUAGACUCGGGGCAUUGGAGAAUCCGUUGGACUGUGGAAUUGGUGGAGCCUCGGCCAGCUGGGAUUCGGAAAUGCGGCUUCGAGAGAUUUGGUCUCUUGGCUUGUCCUGCAUUGGAAUAGGCCGGCUGAUUGAAGAUUUUAGUGCUUUAGGGCUUUUGAUUGAAUUGGAUUCAAAUCCCUAUCUCAGUUGGUGACGGGAAUUCUUAUGUUUCUAUGAAGUUCCAUAUAAAUUAGGAAGCGGAUCUUAGCUAACGCUAUUUCUCUGUGAUGUCUGGUUUCCCUGUCAGUAAUGAGUUGCCUGAUCGCGUGCCCAUUAGUGAUGCUUGGUCCCGUUCAGCUUAAGCAGAAGAUGGGUUGAGACGGUUUCUUAGCUUACUCCACAGUUAAUCUGGAUUUCGGCGACUGAUGGCUAUUGCUGCUGGCCUGCAAAAUGUUUCUGUACCUGAUUCACCGUUCAUGAGGGAACCACAAUCCGGAUCAGGCCGGAAUCAAGGCAGUGAUGGGAGGGGUAGCACCCAUGCGUCUUCUCUCCUGAGAAUGUGGAGGGAGCUUGAGGAUGAGCAUGGGGUGAGUCAUGGUCAGGGUAGAGUUGGUGAGAGAUUGCUCCAGUACAGGGGUGAGGUCUUGAGCAACCUGUCAAGGGGAGAUGAUGUUUCCGAUGGGAACCAUAGUGGUAGUGAUGAACAUGAGGAGGUGAGGACUGUUAGCGGAGGGGAGAGUGAGUAUGGACAUGAGGAUGAUCGAUCUGAUUUUGGGGAGAUAGAGAGGGAGAGAGUGAGGCAAAUUUUUCGGGAGUGGAUGAGUAGUGGCGGUGCAAGGGAACGCAGCACUCCUCAUGUGUCCAGGAGAAAUGGGUCGAGGGCCGAAUGGCUGGGUGAAACUGAGCAGCAGAGAGUGAGAGUCAUACGGGAGUGGGUACAGAAGAUAAACCAUGGUCCUGCUGCUGGACAGAUUGAACAAGUUCUUGAUGGUCUUAAUCUUCAUCGUAGCGAAGGACCACCAGAGCGGCAUUCCAGAAGGGGGAUUCGUCGACUCUGUGGGAGGCAGGCUCUCCUUGACAUGAUUAAGAAGGUUGAGCGAGAAAGGCGAAGUGAGCUUCAAGGUUUACUGGAGCAUAGGGCUGUUACUCAAUUUCCUCAUCGUAACAGGAUUCAGUCAUUACUCAGAGGCAGGUUCCUCCGGAAUGGCAGAAUGAUUGAAAAUGACAGACCUAGAUCGACAGCAGCACGCGAGUUGGGUUUGCUACGGGAAAGACAUUCUGUAGCUGAUUUAAGGGAAGGGCUUGUUUCAAGACUGGAUCAUUCAGCUUCUGGUCAACUAGCCACCAAUGCUUCUGAUACCUCAUCUAACUUCGACAUAACUGAGCAUUCCGAAGCAAAUGAUACACAGAGGGCUGUAGGCGAAUCUCCUCGUCAAACACAGUCAAGAUUUGAAGAAAGUAACAGCCAUAGGACGACAGAUGCUAGAAACAAUACUGGAUCUAGCACGAAUCAAGAUGUGGUUACCGAAGGAUCUGUUGAUGUUUUAGAGGACAGGUCUGGGCAACCUUCACAGGGUGUGGAUGCAAGAGAAGACGAGCAAUCAUCUGGUGAUAAUGCAGAAGAGAUGAGCAGAGAUGUGCAAGAACCCACAUUUCCACCAACGAAUGAGAGUGGAGGACAGAGUCCUGCUGCUGGUGAAGCAUUUUCUGAACAAUCUGAGUCGAAUGACAUGGAUUAUUCUGAAAGCAAUGCAGUCAAUCAAGCACGAUCAGAAGAGCCUGAGAAUCUAACUUUUGAAAGUGAGGCCACUGAUGAUGAUUGGUUAGGAAACCAUGAUGAUACAGUUGAGGCCUCUGGAGAAUGGCAUGAAGUAGAUGGUGGUGAGUUUCAAGAGGAUAUCCAAAGUUGGUUAGAAGAAGAAGAGCCUUCUUCUUCAAGUUGGGAUGCUGCUGCAGUUGGAAGGAUGGAUCAUCCAUUUCAUUUUACUGAUGAAGAUAAUGUCUACAGUGAGGAGAUCAGGGAACUUCUGAGUAGGAGAAGUGUGUCCACUCUUCUUCGAAGUGGGUUCCGUGAGAGUCUCGACCAAUUGAUACAGUCUUACGUGGAAAGGCAAAGUGGUAAUACUCAACUUGAUUGGGAACUGCAAGAAGAAACAUCUCCUAGCUCACUGGAACAAGAGUUGGCUCAUCCGCGUACAACUGUUGAUCAGAAUGCCAGUCGAGCAGACUCUAUUCCAAAUCCUCCACCUCUACCACCCCAAUUACUUCCUAUCCAAAGGCCGUGGGACAGAGAAUCACGGCAUUACCACUGGCCUCAUCAUGAUGACAUGCAUCCACGCUUUGGAAUGGUAAGUUCGCCACUUCCUUCCUUUCUUGCUCAAGCUAAGCUGCCCGUUACGAGUUUGAAGAUCAUACAUAUGAACCGAAACAUGUUGGUGGAUUAUGGAACGCAGGAGUGGGAUAUCGUUAACGAUUUGAGAAUCGACAUGGCAAGGAUGCAACAGAGGAUGAACAACAUGCAGAGGAUGCUGGAAGCCUGCAUGGACAUGCAACUCGAGUUGCAGCGCUCUAUCAAACAGGAAGUUUCAGCUGCUCUCAAUCGUUCCCCUGAACCUUCAGGGACAUGCGAUGACAGUUUGCCGGAGGAUCCAUCGAGGUGGGAGCACGUUAGGAAAGGGAUAUGCUGUGUCUGUAAGGAGAGCAGCAUUGAUUCCUUGCUGUACAGAUGUGGGCACAUGUGCACAUGCUCAAAGUGUGCCAACGAGUUGGUCCAGGCCAACGAAAAGUGCCCGAUGUGCAGAGCGCCUGUAACUGAGGUCAUCCGAGCUUACUCCAUCUCUUAACCUGAUAGAACGAUAUUUUUGUUACCUAUUCAAAUAUAAUUUUGAAUCCAUAUGAAUAACAAGAGAUCGACAAGUGUUCUCGGAGGUGCUUACGCGUGUCCGAAGUCUGAGUCGUUCGAUGUAUAAGGUGGCGAGAUUGCAUCGACGUAUAAUUCAACAAUGUCAGCUAGUGUUGACGCGUAAUGCUAGCCAAAUUAUGCAGUACAUAAAUGAUGAACUGGAAAGUGCCACAAUCGGGUCAGAAUCAUCUAGAGAAUCAAUGCAUCAACGUGUUUGCUCUUUGCUGUAUGUCAACUACCAUUCAAUUUAUUAGGUUUCUUCCCAAACGAAGUAACGCCACCAAACAACUAACACCUACCAGGCUACCACAUCCAUUUUUUCACAUAUAAAUAUUUUAAUUAUUCACAUGUAUAAUAAAUAUUUACACGUGCGGGGCACACGUAUCAGAGACUUGAGGUUCUGGGUAAGGAAAUCCUCUCCUGUCCCUUUCUGACCAAACUCGAAGAGCUACAGAUCCUCCUUAGCCUCCCACCAGCUAAACCCAUCUCCACCGUCCACGCGUCCUCACUUCCCACCGUCGAUCUUCUUCCCUCCACCUCCUCCACCACCCUCGUCGAACCACCGCUUCCUCCUCCUCCUCCUCCUCCGUUGCCGCCUUCCACCACCACUCCAAGAAACUGGGUGCCUCUGCACAAGGGACAGUUCACGUGCGCGUUCAGCCACGCGUCGACGCACUGCGCGUGGAACACGUGCUGGCAGACCGGUAUCAUCUUCACGGCCGCCUCCUCCUCGAACUCCCCGAGACAAAUGGCGCACUCCGCCAAAUCAUACUUCCCCUCGCCGCCCUUCCUGUAGCAGUACGCCGGCAGCGACCUCACCACCUCCGGGUCGAGCCCUUUCUUCUGGCCGACCCCGCGGCGGCGGUGGUAAUUGCCGACUUCCGCCGCCGCCGACCCCGCGGCGGCGGCGUCGCCGGAGAAUCUGCGGAUGUACAGGGAGAACAAACCCACGAAGAAGAUGGCCGUCAGCAGCAGCAGAAUCGUCAGCGCCAUGGAGGAAUCGAUGGUCUGGCGGUGGUCCUCCGGGUAGUGCAGCAUCUCCGGCGGCGUUUCGGGAAACGGCGGAGGUAAUAAGACCGAGCCGACGACGACGGAGUCGGAGCUGCCGUCGCGGCGCGUGAAGUGGAGCUUCCGAUUGUUGGAGUUCAUUGUGGUUUGAAGAGAAGGGGAGAUGAGAGAGCUAUGGAGAGUUGGGAUAAUCAUAGUCUCACUUAUUGGUGAUGUGAAAUGAGCAAAUGAGGAAUCGAUUUUGGGGGAAAGGAACAGAGAAGAGGUAUUAGUCGAGUUGAUGGAGGGAGAGAGGGUUUAUUGAAAUUGGAGGGUGUACUAGGAGGAGUGGGAAGGUUCCAAAGAUUGGGUAGAGGACGUGGGGCCUGGGGGAUUCAUAAGAUUGUUACAAGACAAACGACGAAGAUGGUGAUUAACUGAUAAGGAUGAAAUUUCUCCCCCCUGGCCUGCCUUAUUAGGCUGCUAUUAGGUGGUGAUUAGUGAUGGCAAGCGCAUCGAG